This is a messenger RNA of Hansenula anomala, 1517 nucleotides long. Its product is annotated as protein kinase RIO1. Gene Ontology annotation, molecular function: ATP binding; protein serine/threonine kinase activity. Gene Ontology annotation, biological process: maturation of SSU-rRNA. The transcript has a single exon. Gene Ontology annotation, cellular component: cytosol; preribosome, small subunit precursor. The record is from RefSeq and is a predicted model, not a curated record. Lineage: Eukaryota; Fungi; Ascomycota; Saccharomycetes; Phaffomycetales; Wickerhamomycetaceae. Bases 9 to 1463 code for a protein of 484 amino acids.
GAAAAAGAAUGUCAGAUCUUGAAGAAAGAGUUGGUAAUUUAGAUAUAGAAGACUCUGGUAACAUAUCAUCAGAUGAGUCAGAUUUCUCUGAUUUUGAGGAUCAAAAACCAUCAAAUAAUAGUGCAACAACUACAUCAACUUCCAAAAAUACAGAUGAUAAAGCUGCUAUUUUAAGUAAAUAUUCUGACAGGAUUAAAACUGAUGAAUUUUUAUUUAAGAACAAACAAAUCUCAAAAGAUAAAGCUGAUCGUGCCACUUUUGAUAACGUUUUAGAUCCAAGAACUAUUGGGUUUAUUGUUAAAUUGUUGAAAAAGGGUACAAUUACCAAGAUUAAUGGUUGUAUAAGUACUGGUAAAGAGGCAAAUGUUUAUCACGCAGUUGAUGAAACAAGUGGGAGAGAAUAUGCUGUCAAGAUUUAUAAAACUUCAAUUCUAGUUUUUAAAGAUAGAGAACGUUAUGUUGAUGGUGAAUUUAGAUUUAGAAAUUCAAGAAGUCAACAUAAUCCAAGAAAAAUGAUCAAAAUUUGGGCUGAAAAGGAAUUUAGAAAUUUGAAAAGAUUAUAUUCAAGUGGUAUGAACACUCCAGAACCGAUAGAUUUAAAAUCUCAUGUUUUAGUUAUGGAAUUUUUAUCAAAAAAUGAUGAUGCAGGUUCACCAUCUCCAAAAUUAAGAGAUUAUCAAUUUGAAGAUUUUGAAGAAAUUACAAAGUUUUAUCAUCAAAUGAUUCAUGAUAUAAGGUUUAUGUUUCAAAAAUGUCGUUUAGUUCAUGCUGAUUUAUCUGAAUAUAAUUCUAUUGUGCAUCAAGGGCAAUUAUAUAUAUUUGAUGUUUCUCAAUCUGUUGAACCUGAACAUCCAAUGAGUUUAGAUUUCCUAAGAAUGGAUAUUAAAAACGUUAAUGAUUUCUUUAUGAAGAAGGGAAUAGAUAUAAUACCUGAAAGAUUGAUUUUCAAAUUUGUUAUUGAAGAUUUGAAAAAUUUAGGAAUUGAAAAUGAUUCUACCCAAGAUUUAAUGAAUUAUAUUGAAAAUAUGCCAAUAAAGACAACUGAAGAAGAGAUUGAAAAUGAUGAAGUUUUCAGAUCUAUUCAUCUUGUUAGAUCUUUAAAUCAUUUGGAAGAGAGAGAUUUUGAUAAUUUUACAGCUGGUAAAGUUGAUACAUUAAAAGCAUUAGUUGAUGAUAGAGAUGAAGAUGAUGAGGAGGAUGAAGAUCAAGAGAGUGACGAGGAAAGUGACGAUGAAGAUUACGAUAGUGCAGAUGACGAAGAUGAUGAAGAAGAAGAUGGUGAUGCUAAACCUAAAAAGAAAUGGGUUGAAAGACCUAUUGAGUUGAAAGGUAAAAAACAUGAAGAUAAAGAUGCAAAGAAAGAAAGAAAACAAAAGGCAAAAGAUGAUGCUAAAGAGAAGAGAAAAACCAAAAUGAAGAAGCAUGUAAAGAAAAAACUUGUAAACAAGGGUAAAUCUAAAUAGAUCAUAAAUACAACAGAAUAGAAAAAUAUUAGAACUUGUAGUCAGUUUACAUAG